Molecule: messenger RNA, 3289 nt
Organism: Oryzias latipes (Japanese medaka)
Lineage: Eukaryota; Metazoa; Chordata; Actinopteri; Beloniformes; Adrianichthyidae
Gene: b3galt2
Product: UDP-Gal:betaGlcNAc beta 1,3-galactosyltransferase, polypeptide 2
Biological process (GO): protein O-linked glycosylation
Cellular component (GO): Golgi membrane
Molecular function (GO): N-acetyl-beta-D-glucosaminide beta-(1,3)-galactosyltransferase activity
Source: RefSeq, a predicted model, not a curated record
GCAUCAUGAUUGAGGUCACGUGACAGGCUCCCUAAGAAUGCAGUGACGCGCUGGAGCUCCGUCAGAGCAGCGGUCUCUGACUGACAGCACUGCUGGGACAGCUGCUCUUCCGCCCGGCAAGACAUCCGACUGGGGUCAGCCCGAAGCGGAGCAAAAGAACCCCCGGGGCAUUCUGAACUGAAGGGGCUCGGGGAUGGGGCGGACCAAGUAUGUGGGGCUGUUUCCACAUGACUUAUCGCUUUUGUUGUCGCUCUAAGACCCAGGUGGCAUUUUUUGGUAGCGGCUGGACUCACAAGUGGAACUGUACUUUUCAUAAUGGUAGUUGGCGCUGAUUUGCGCGUCUUUUGCGCACAGGAGCGCUGAUCUUCGCGCAGAGCGCGCCGGACUCCCGCGGCUCUGUCUCCGCCGCUCUCCCAUCCUUGCAGCGCAGCGGCGUUGGAUGAACAUGCGUGGAUGCUUUCGUCCUUUUUUAGAGGGGCGCAUGCAUUUUUCCAUUUAAAACCCACCACCACAUCUGCAGGGUGGCAUGAACUUGGAUACCACCACUCAAUAAUGGAGAAGUAAAAAGGUAAUUCACGUCAGAAGUGGCAAUUAAAAAAGAAAGCUGCUGAGUGGAAGAAACCAUCAGGGGAACCAAACAAAACAUUCUGGUCUAUGGAGAAUAAGAAUAAGGAGGAAUCUAUGAGGUGUCAUUAAAGGAAAAAAAAGAAGGAGCAGGAAAUAUAAAAGCUCAGUCUGGGUAGGGGUGAUGGCGGGCAGAGGUAGCGGGGAUGACACUCUCCAUGCGCCGUCCGCAGCCCUAUCAGCAGCUGCAGCACCAUGAGGAAGAGGAGGCAGGACCCUCAGGUGUUCCAGGCAGGUGCAUGAUGCAACAUUCAAGGGAUAUCUAUUGGACACAAACAUCUUCACAUAUAGGAUUGGAACAAGGAGAAGCAAAGGAGGUGGCCCUUAUCGCAAUCUGAAGGGGACAAGACAGAUAAUAUGACCCUGGGUUUGUCUGGAAAGCCAAAGAAGAGCAAGAAAGAGACUCCCAUAAGCAGUAAAAUGCUGGUUUCGUAGCAGUGCUAGGAGCUGGUACAAAGCUGCUACAUGCAAAAACUGAAAGCUUUAAGUGUUGCCCUGAAUCUAACAGGAGGCUCACUCCAAUCCAUCUGCCAGGUCAGAUAAUCCUGAUUGUUGGCAGCCACAUGUUUGAGGUGACUUUCGGUGACUGCCACUGCCGCAGCCCAUUCUCAAGCAGCCCCAACAGCAGCCUCCUGUGUCCCCGAUCUGCACCAUGCAGUGGAGACGGCGGCACUGCUGUCCCAUCAAGGUGACCUGUACUGUCAAGCGAUCAGCCUUUCGGACCCAUGUGGUAGCUCUAUUCUUCUUGGCUCUGCUCUUCACCUUCUUAUUAUUUUUUAGCCAUCAGGACAGGCUACCUGGAAGAAGUGGGCCUCGCGAAAAUCCGCUUGCUUACACCAUUAGAGGUUUUCGCAGUCCCAAAGGGGAGGUUAACCAGAGCAGUUUUCUGAGGAGUCUGUGGAAGGAUUCAGGGUAUGUACCACCAAAGCCUCUGCUUAACCUGAGCUCCCAGCAAGCUGAGGGCGCGCCGGUGGAGCCAGGAGGAGGCGGCGCCAGGAUGGGUGUAAUGGGGCUAGGCGACUCCAUGAGUUCCAACAACAGUUUACAAAAAGAAAUGGGUGUUGGAGGGACUCUUAGUGCUGAACCCUACCCAUACAUCUUGAACGAACCCCUUAAGUGCAGGGAGUCCACGCCCUUUCUUAUCCUCCUAAUUGCUGCAGAACCUAGACAAACAGAUGCUCGCAAUGCAAUCCGCCAAACAUGGGGAAAUGAAAGUGUAGCAAUGGGCUUGGGCUUUGUUCGGCUUUUUAUGCUUGGCACAGGCAAAAGUUCAGACACUUUCCUUCAGAGGAGCAUUGAGGAAGAAAGUCGUGUUUACCACGAUAUCAUCCAACAGGACUAUAUGGACACUUACUACAACCUAACCAUCAAAACCUUAAUGGGAAUGAACUGGGUGGCUACCUAUUGUCCACAUGUCUCCUAUGUGAUGAAGACAGACAGUGAUAUGUUUGUCAAUACAGAAUAUCUCAUCCAAAAGCUACUAAAGCCCGAGUUGCCACCCAAGCAGAGGUAUUUUACUGGCUACCUGAUGAGGGGCUACGCACCAAAUCGAAACAAAGACAGCAAGUGGUACAUGCCACCAGAGCUUUAUGCCAGUGAACGCUACCCGAUAUUCUGCUCAGGCACAGGAUAUGUGUUCUCAGGGGACAUGGCACAGCUGAUCUAUCAAGCCUCUCUCGGCAUCCGCAGACUGCACCUGGAGGACGUCUAUGUGGGAAUCUGCCUGGCAAAGCUGCGCAUUGACCCUGCACCCCCUCCCAACGAGUUCCUCUUCAACCACUGGCGCGUCUCUUACUCCAGUUGUAAGUACAGCCACCUGAUCACUUCCCAUCAGUUCCACCCCAAUGAGCUCAUCAAGUACUGGAACCACUUACAGAGCAACAAGCACAAUGCCUGCAUCAACAUGGCCAAGGAAAAGAACAGCAGGUACAGACACAGAAAGUUUCAUGCGGAAAGGUCUUAAUGAUGGACCGUGUAACUUCAAACUGGUUUGAAGAAAUGACUAUGGACGUACCAAAACUUGCUUGGAGGGACUAUUUAAUUCAGCACUAUUCACUGUUUGGGGAAAAAGCACAUUGUAUUUGGUAUUGUGUACAGUUGAUGAUCCAAACUAUUUUUUUUAAUUUAGAAAAAAGAAAGAAGGCAGAGUUAACUUAUUGAGCAUUUUCUUAAAGGGAAACUGGGGAAGACAAGCCUGUGUAGCUCAAGAAUGGUGUUAAAUGCAGGUGCCAUGUGAGAAAUGGUAAUUCAUGUUCUCUUCUCAGUGGUAGUGCAAUAUGUAACAGUAUACAAAAAUAAAAGGCAAAUGGAAAAUUUUAUGGUGCAGUUGGCCUUACGCACGUAAAAGGAACUGUAUAUGUAUUGUGUUGCAAAGUUACACUACCUAAAUAUGAAUGAAUGACAUGAAAUGUUGACAUCAACUACUUAUGCUGCCCUGUUUCUCAAGUGUUUACUUUACAGAUCUAUCUAUGAAAACUCCUCUAAAGACUGGUUACCUGUUAUAAACCCAAUUUAUUUUUCAAGAAAUCUACGUGAAAGCAUCUGGAAUCACAUCAGAGAUGACUAAGAUUGUAUUUUUUAAAGCUUUACAUUUGAGUAUGAUUCUGCACUUGAGUAAAUGUGCAAUGAAUUAAUAAAAAACAAAUAAAUAAAUGUAAGGAAUUCA